Messenger RNA from Gossypium raimondii (Peruvian cotton), 1618 nucleotides. Its product is annotated as protein RICE SALT SENSITIVE 3-like. The transcript is spliced from 7 exons. Lineage: Eukaryota; Viridiplantae; Streptophyta; Magnoliopsida; Malvales; Malvaceae. Bases 206 to 1264 code for a protein of 352 amino acids. The record is from RefSeq and is a predicted model, not a curated record.
UUGUGUCCUUGAGAGAGGGAAAAAAAAAAAGGAAAGAAAGAGGUUUGCUUUGUGGUUUGUGAUAAUCUUCAAAGGCAGCAGCUUUUUUUCUAAACAAGCUUAAAAACCAAGAGAAAGUAGCAAAAGGGGGCAGCCAGCAACAGCAACAGAAGUAGCAGAUAGCACUAGCAGCCAUUGAUGUUUUCAAAGAGAAAAAAAGAAAAAGAUGGUGGGCUCAGGUUCAGCUGAUAGGAGCAAAGAAGCUGUGGGGAUGAUGGCCCUUCAUGAAGCACUUAGAACCGUUUGUCUCAACUCAGAUUGGACUUACUCUGUUUUCUGGACCAUCCGUCCUCGCCCGAGAGUGAGAGGUGGUAACGGUUGCAAGGUUGGAGAUGAUAACGGCAGCUUGAUGUUGAUGUGGGAAGAUGGAUUUUGCAAAGGAAGGGUUACAACAGAAUGUUUGGAAGAGAUUGAAGGAGAAGAUCCUGUGAGGAAAGCUUUCAGCAAAAUGUCUAUUCAGUUAUAUAAUUAUGGAGAAGGGUUAAUGGGGAAAGUUGCAUCAGAUAAGUGUCAUAAAUGGGUAUUCAAAGAACCAACUGAAUGUGAACCCAAUAUCUCCAAUUAUUGGCAAAGUUCUUUUGAUGCUCUUCCUCCUGAAUGGACUGAUCAAUUUGAUUCAGGCAUUCAGACUAUUGCUGUUAUUCAAGCUGGCCAUGGUCUUCUCCAGUUGGGUUCUUGCAAGAUUAUUCCUGAAGACCUUCAUUUUGUGCUAAGAAUGAGGCAUACCUUUGAAUCUCUUGGGUAUCAAUCUGGUUUCUAUCUGUCCCAGUUGUUUUCAUCCAACAGAAACGGUCCGUCUUUAUCAACGAUUCCUUCAAAGCAGACUUCCGUUCCAACCCGACCACCUCCACUUUUCAACUGGAACCAGAGACCACUUCCGCCGGCAACUAAUCCGAUGCUUGCUUCGCCUAAUUUUCAGAACCCGGCUAGACUUGGAUUUCCACAACCCAAAGACGAAACCCACAUGUUUCUACUACCUCGUUCAUCAGAAACCCGAAUGGAAGACAUGAUGGUUGAGCAUGAAAACGACAUCAAAUGGCCUAAUGGCUUGAGCUUCUUCAGUGCUCUCACCGGACGAACCGAAGAUGCCAAGCUUUUAUUCAACUCCAAGAAUUUAGGAAACAAACCAGAAACAAACCACCACUCUCUUAUACUCGAAGGAAAAGACUCGAACCAUAACGCAGAUAUCGGCGCAAACCCGAACGAGUUCUUGAGCUUAGAUUGAGCUUGGAUAGUCAUCCAGAUAAUACAAGGAUGAAAAACAAGUUUUAGAAAUGCUUUCAAUUGCCGGCUAGAACGAUGAUGUUUUUGUAAUCAACUUUGGCCGACCAUCACCAGCACGACCCGGCGAGUACCGGAACUCCAAGGCCAGGAUGUACAAUGAUGUCAUGGAAACUUUCUUGGAAUGAAAUGUAUUAGGAUUGUGGAAGAGGACAUAGAUGUUUCUUUUUUAUGUUCUUUUAUGAAUGUCUCUUAAAGCCACUAAACUCAACUUUCUAAUCAUUUGUUGUAGUUUAUCCUUAAUGUAAGUCCUUUUUAAAUAGACCUUCAAUUUUGUGAUAGAAUAUCACUUUAUAUA